GCCCCGGAAAGUUGUUUUGGUUUUGAGGUUAGGUCGCUGUAAAAAGGGGAUUUUUAAACUUUUUUGCACAAUUUUGUAAAUUUAGGCCUUCCCGGCCAUACAAACCCAGAUCGCAAGUCAAAAACCAGAACGGGAUGGAUCAUGCUAGAAAAGUUAAAGUUUUGUACAAAACUAUAUUACGAUUGCACCGAGGACUACCGGCGGCGUUGCAGGAGAUGGGAGAUGGGUAUGUUAAGGAUGAGUUUAAAAGACAUAAGAACUGUUCUCCUCUAGAAAGUGAGCAUUUCAUCAAAGAAUGGGCGGGCUAUGCAUUAAGUUUAGCAGAACAGCUAGGAUUGAAAGGAAAACCACUACCUGUUGGAAUGAUUGGUGAAAACUUGACAGAAGCUCAGUUGGAGCAUUUUCGUGACGAACAGUUAUCGCAGUUGUACGAACUUUUAAAAGAAACCAAGAACCAUUGA
Messenger RNA from Anopheles darlingi, 461 nucleotides. RefSeq names its product succinate dehydrogenase assembly factor 3, mitochondrial (gene Sdhaf3). Gene Ontology annotation, cellular component: mitochondrion; mitochondrial intermembrane space. Lineage: Eukaryota; Metazoa; Arthropoda; Insecta; Diptera; Culicidae. The coding region runs from base 135 to 461 and encodes 108 amino acids. Gene Ontology annotation, biological process: mitochondrial respiratory chain complex II assembly; succinate metabolic process. The record is from RefSeq and is a predicted model, not a curated record. The transcript has 3 exons.